Coccinella septempunctata (seven-spotted ladybird) is the source of this 4637-nucleotide messenger RNA. Its product is annotated as poly [ADP-ribose] polymerase tankyrase. The transcript has 13 exons. Bases 173 to 3661 code for a protein of 1162 amino acids. The record is from RefSeq and is a predicted model, not a curated record. NCBI's taxonomy places the organism in Eukaryota, Metazoa, Arthropoda, Insecta, Coleoptera, Coccinellidae. Gene Ontology annotation, molecular function: NAD+ poly-ADP-ribosyltransferase activity; protein binding.
ACAACCGACAUGAGUUACGUUUUCAUGUCAUUGAACCAGUGUUUAGAAUUGUUAUCUUUUGUAUACAAAUAAAAAGUUUCAGCGUCAAAACCAUAUGUACAUCACUUUCCUUUAAAUGAAACAUCCAUUUCAAAAUGGUUCAUAGUUGAAAGUAACCAAAAAACAUAGGGAAAUGGCAGGUCGGAGAGCAACAUUCAUAGCUUCCAUGGAACCUUUACCAAAUAGCAAUGAUCCAUUGCGAGAACUUUUCGAAGCGUGUAAAGUUGGAGACAUAGCUAGAGUUCGAAAGUUGGUAAAUUCUCAAACUGUGAAUGCCCGAGAUACUGCUGGAAGAAAGUCAACCCCAUUACAUUUUGCAGCAGGGUAUGGUAGAAGAGAUGUGGUUGAAUUUUUACUUUCUGCCGGGGCAUCCAUACAAGCCAGGGAUGAUGGGGGUUUACACCCAUUACACAAUGCUUGUUCCUUUGGACAUGCAGAUGUUGUAAGAUUGUUACUCGAGGCUGGUGCCAAUCCUAAUACCAGAGACAACUGGAAUUACACUCCAUUACAUGAAGCUGCCAUUAAAGGAAAAGUAGAUGUUUGCCUGGCUCUUUUACAGCAUGGGGCAGAUAUCGAUAUCCGGAAUACAGAGGGAAAAACGCCUCUAGAAGUCGCGGAUGUUUCAACCCGGCCUGUUUUAACUGGGGAAUAUAGAAAAGACGAGUUACUAGAAGCUGCAAGGGCGGGGGCAGAAGACAGGUUAUUGGCUCUCCUCAAUCCGUUGAAUGUUAAUUGCCAUGCGAGUGAUGGUCGUCGAUCAACACCAUUACAUUUAGCUGCGGGAUAUAACAGGACCAGAGUUGUUCAGCUUUUGCUUCAACACGGUGCUGAUGUACAUGCGAAGGAUAAAGGGGGUUUGGUACCGCUGCACAAUGCAUGUUCAUAUGGACACUUCGAAGUGACGGAAAUGUUGAUAAAGCAUGGAGCUAAUGUCAACGCUAACGAUUUAUGGGCCUUCACUCCCCUGCACGAAGCAGCCUCAAAAUCCAGGGUGGAAGUUUGUUCGUUACUGCUCAGUGAGGGGGCGGAUCCGACGCAGCUGAACUGUCACUCCAAGUCCGCCAUUGACGUGGCUCCGACAAGAGAAUUACAGGAGAGAUUGGCAUAUGAGUAUAAGGGCCAUUCGUUGCUGGAAGCUUGUAGGCAAGCGGACGUUGCCAAGGUAAAGAAAUAUCUAACUCAGGAGACGAUACACUUCAAACACCCAUACACCGGGGAAACGCCCGUACACGCCGUAGUAUCGUCCCUGUACCCCAAGAGAAAACAGGUGCUGGAGAUGUUCAUUCGUAAGGGAGCCCAGAUAAACGAGAAGAACAAGGAUUUCCUGACCCCGCUCCACAUCGCCGCCGACAAUUCUCACUACGACCUGAUGGACCUUCUGCUUCGAAACGGCGCCAAAGUCAACGCCUUGGACAGGUUGGGUCAGACCGCCCUCCAUAGAUGCGCCAGAGACGAUAACGUCCAAGCUUGUAGGAUCUUGCUGUCUUACAACGUGGACAUCAGUGUUGUUUCGCUUCAAGGUUACACAGCCGCGCAGGUGGCGUCGGAAGACGUACAAAAAAUCCUUCAAGAUCCUCCAGGAAGCGCUGAUGUUGAAUGCCAACUGCUCGAAGCUGCCAAAUCGGGUAAUUUAGAAUUAGUCCAACAGUUACUCACCAACUUUCCUCACAUAGUCAACUGCCGAGAUCUUGACGGUCGCCAUUCUACACCCCUUCAUUUUGCCUCGGGCUACAACAGGGUUGCAGUGGUGGAAUACCUGCUUGAACAGGGCGCUGAUGUUCACGCAAAGGAUAAAGGGGGUCUUGUACCGCUGCACAAUGCUUGUUCCUACGGUCACUAUGAAGUUACCGAGUUGUUGGUCAAGCAUGGGGCCAGCGUCAACGUCGCAGAUCUAUGGAAAUUCACACCGCUUCACGAGGCCGCCGCCAAGGGAAAGUACGAAAUCGUCAAACUUUUGCUCAAGCAUGGCGCAGAUCCGAACAAGAAGAACAGGGAUAACGCGACGCCCCUUGACUUGGUCAAAGAGGGCGAUCAAGACGUCGCUGAUCUGUUGAAGGGGAACGCGGCCCUUCUGGACGCCGCUAAAAGGGGCAACCUCGCCAGAGUGCAGAGGUUGGUCAAUACGGAAAACAUAAAUUGCAGGGACGCGCAAGGUAGAAACUCGACGCCGUUGCAUCUAGCAGCCGGUUACAAUAACGUGGAAGUGGCCGAGUUCCUUCUGGAGAACGGGGCGGAUGUUAAUGCGCAAGACAAGGGCGGUCUCAUCCCGCUCCACAACGCUUCUAGUUAUGGACAUCUGGACAUAGCGGCUCUUCUGAUUAAGCACGAUACCGUCGUUAACGCGACUGACAAGUGGGGUUUCACACCCUUACACGAGGCGGCACAGAAGGGGAGGACCCAGCUAUGCGCUCUACUGUUGGCGCACGGGGCAGAUCCGUUUCUCAGGAACCAAGAGGGUCAAACUCCGGUAGAACUGGCCUCGGCGGACGAUGUUAGGAGCCUCCUGCAAGAUGCGAUGGCCUCUCAAAACGUGCCGACUACAUCGACGUCCACGGCUCUGAGCUUCAUGUCGAGUUCUGUCUCCGCCAUCGUACCGUCCCUCAGCAUGGAGACUGUGAUAAUGCCUUCGGGAGCCGCGGUACAGCUCUCGACGCCUGUAGGCAACAGGGGCAGCGUGGCGAUAGCGGAAGGAUGCUGUUCGGCCUUGAAACUCGAAGGCGUCGCCUCGGACGUUGGCAACGUCACCGACAUACGAAGCUUCCUCCAAACCCUGAACCUGGUCCAGUUGCUGGACAUCUUCGAGAGAGAGCAGAUAACCCUGGACAUUCUAGCGGAAAUGAGUCACGAGGAUCUCAAACAGAUUGGAAUUUCGGCGUACGGUUUCCGACACAAGUUAAUUAAGGGCAUGGAGAGACUGUUGGUGAGCUACGGCGGUAAAUGGACGUCGAACAAUCCGGGUACCUUGCUGGUGGACUUGUCGUCCGACGAGGCGGAAUAUAUAACCGUCGAAGAGGAAAUGCAGAACAGUAUAGGUCAGCAUAGGGACAACGGACAGGCCGGUGGGGUCUUCAAUAAGUACAAGAUUGUCAGGAUACAAAAGGUGCAAAACAAGAAACUGUGGGAACGAUAUGUACAUAGAAGGCAAGAGGUGGCGGAAGAAAACAAUAACCAGUCGAACGAGAGGAUGCUCUUCCACGGAUCUCCAUUCAUUAACGCGAUCGUACAGAAGGGUUUCGACGAGAGGCACGCUUACAUCGGGGGGAUGUUCGGGGCCGGCAUAUACUUCGCCGAACACUCUUCGAAGAGUAACCAGUAUGUCUACGGUGUAUUAGGUAGCACCGGCUGUCCGACGCAUAAAGAUAGGUCUUGUUACAUCUGUCACAGGAACUUAUUGUUAUGCCGCGUGACCUUGGGAAAAUCCUUCCUGCAAAUCAGCGCGAUGAAGAUGGCGCACGCGCCUCCGGGACACCAUUCGGUCGCCGGACGGCCCUCUAGCGGCGGCCUGAACUUCCCGGAGUACGUAGUGUACAGGGGUGAGCAGGCCUACCCGGAAUACUUCAUCACCUACCAGAUCGUGAAACCGGAGGACUUCCCGUCCGGCUCGGAGUCCGAGGCCAGGUGAUUCAACCUGCAACGUUGGUCGGUGGUGCGCAAACACCCCUCCUCGUACAAGGACUAUCUCUGUUUCAUUUUCUGCGACGCCCUCAACUUUCUGGCGCCGACUAGGAAGAAGUGCAGCUGUCACGAGUCGACCGGUUGAGGCGGUCCGAACGUAUUCUUCAACGGGGUGCGCUAGAGGAAAUUCGUCCUUCGUUUCAUAGUUGACAUUUGACAGAUGCGGCCUGUUUAACGUCUGGGUUUUAAACUCGUAAGUACGGAAGAAUUGGAAGAUUUUCACCUUUGAAUUCGCAUUUAAUGUUCCUUAGGAAAUGGGAGAUAUUUUCUUACCACCUUAUUCAUUAUUUUCAUGCAGAUUUUUCAAAGUAUGCUGUCAAAUCCCAAGUGAGAAGGUGAUCAAGUAAUUUUAUCUUUUUUAAAAAAUACCUUUCCAAUUUCCAAAUAUCAAAUUCGUGUAGUUUAUCGAAGAUUUUUUUAUACAUUCAUUAUGGGUAAUGCACAACUUUUUCUUUACAUGGCUAAAAAUCAAGAAAUGUGGCUUCACAUAAUAUAAUCACCCAAAAUCAGAAGUUCCAAGCAAUUUAAACAGUCUCUAUUCUGUAUAUUUACGAAUAGUCAAAAUAUCGUUCAAAUUCAGGCGAGAAAAAUAAUUAUAAAGUAGCUCAAUAUAUUCUAAUUGAUCUCAUUAUCAGAUACAAUUUUUUAAAUAUAAUUAUGGUAGAUGACGGGGACUACUAGUAGAAUGUAACAAGAUUCAAGGAAUUUUUGUUCUAGUUAAGCUCGGUAUCUUCAUUUUAGGUGAAGGGGAGUAUUGACUUCGUGAUUAUAGAAGGUAUUCCUUCAUGAACAGAUGAAAAAACGUCUAUUAUCAACCCAUCCGAUAUUAUAUUGUUCAAAAGUGAAUUUUCUGGGUUGAUUUUUUCUUAAGUACCAGCAAAAUAACAUUUUAUUGUUACUAAGGUUUGUUUGAAGACUUAGUG